This is a messenger RNA of Pteropus alecto (black flying fox), 2368 nucleotides long. It is a transcript of the gene OGFOD2, whose product is annotated as 2-oxoglutarate and iron dependent oxygenase domain containing 2. The record is from RefSeq and is a predicted model, not a curated record. NCBI's taxonomy places the organism in Eukaryota, Metazoa, Chordata, Mammalia, Chiroptera, Pteropodidae. The transcript has 7 exons. The coding region runs from base 569 to 1621 and encodes 350 amino acids. Gene Ontology annotation, molecular function: iron ion binding; L-ascorbic acid binding; oxidoreductase activity, acting on paired donors, with incorporation or reduction of molecular oxygen.
CGGAAGUCGCGCCGAUCGGAGCGUUUUCGUGGACACUCACCGGGACAAUCAGCGAAUCCUGAGACCGCGGCGGUGGCAACAGGAGAGCGGGGCAGGGACCUGGGAAUAAUGCUACACGCAAACUCAGACGCACGGAGCUGGAUGGUUCAUGGCAGUUGGAGGAAACGAGAUGGGAUCCCAGAGCGCUUUUCACUCGUGAAAAGGACACUUUGUGGGGGUGGCAGGUCCUUCAAAAGCUCCGAGCAGAAAAGUAAGGCGGCAGAAGGUCUUGGGGUUCCGAGCCCCUGCCUCUGCCACUGUGAAGGUGUGACUCAGUUCACCUGGCCGUAAAGCAGGCCGAUUAAUCCCCGCCUCGCGGACGGGACACUUGAGGCGGGAGAGAACGCCCGACUCUGGCCCGGGAGCGUCUUUCUGCACCGCAGACUGUUUUCUGGGGCAGAGUCUUCGUUCCUGUCUGCGCUUGGACAUUUAAAGCGGACCCUUCGCAGCUGGUUCCCGCCCCCUCGGAGGGGGCGUACCCGGAAGUGCUCUUACGGAAGCCGGCGGGCCGCGCGCGCGCCACUUCGCCAUGGCGACAGCCGGGGCCCCGCGGCGCUUCUGCCGCUGCGCCUGCUUCUGCUCGGAGAACUUGUACGUGGCGCGCUACGGGCUGCACGUGCGCUUCCGGGGCGAGCAGCAGCUGCGCCAGGACUACGGCCCGAUUCUGCGCAGCCGAGGCUGCGUCAGUCCCAAGGACUUCCAGCAGCUGUUGGAAGAGCUUAAGCAGGAAGUGGAGCGGCGGCAGCGGCUGGGGCAGGACUCGGCUGCCAGGAAAACCCUCAUCGCCAGCUCCUACCACCCAGCACGGCCCGAACUCUACAGCCCACUGCAGGAUGUGGCUCUGGCCCCCGAGUUUCUGGCUGCAGCUGAGUACAGCACAUCGCCAGGCGCAAACCUCGAGGGCUUACUCCAGCGGCUAGAGACAGUGUCAGAGGAGAAGCGGAUCUACCGGCUGCCGGUGUUCACAGCGCCGUUCUGCCAGGCCCUGCUGCAGGAGCUGGAGCACUUCGAGCAGUCGGACAUGCCAAAGGGAAGGCCCAACACCAUGAACAACUACGGGGUGCUGCUCCAUGAGCUGGGCCUGGACGAGCCGCUGGUGACACCGCUGCGGGAGCGCUUUCUGCAGCCCUUGAUGGCCCUGCUGUACCCGGACUGUGGCGGGGGCUGGCUCGACAGCCACCGCGCCUUCGUGGUCAAGUACGCGCCGGGCCAGGACCGCGAGCUGGGCUGCCACUACGACAACGCCGAGCUGACCAUCAACGUGGCCUUGGGCAAGGCCUUCAUGGGGGGCGCCCUUUACUUCGGAGGCCUCUUCCAGGCGCCUUCCGCCCUGACCAGGCCCCUGGAGGUGGUGCAUGUGGUGGGCCAAGGGGUCCUGCACCGCGGCGGCCAGCUGCAUGGGGCCCGGCCCCUGGGCACCGGUGAACGCUGGAACCUGGUCAUCUGGCUUCGGGCCUCUGCUGUGCGCAACCGCCUCUGCCCCAUGUGCUGCCGCACGCCCGACCUGGUGGACGACGAGGGCUUCGGCGACGGCUUCACCCGAGAGGAGCCCACCACAGUGGACCUGUGUGCGCUGACUUGAGCCUGGUUGGGGCCCGUGUCGGGGAUGGCAUGACAGCGGAGGGCUCUGCCACCUUAGGUCGGGCAGAGCAGAAAUAAACUCUCUGCAGCCCUUGGCACUUCUUGGUUCAAAAGGACAAAUAGUCUUCUGGGUCAUUCUUUCAGCGGUCAGGCUGGCUCAGGUCGGGUUGGUUAGAAGCUUAGGUGGGGAUUCCUGUGUGAGGUUUAUCGAGGGAAUAUCCUGAGGAGGAGGAAGCCAGGGAAGCAGGACAGGGCAGGAAGGAGCUGGGUCCGGAAGUGGAUUCAGAAGGCGUCUAGUCAGCCUGAUCCCGCGGGAGGUCAGGAGCAUGAGUCUACCAGUUACUGGGGCGGGGGGCGGCAGGGGGUAAAUAACUUCCCAGGCAUCCAUCUCCAGGACAAGUGGCUCCCAGUGGCCAAGGGAAUCUUCCAGAGAAAUGUACAUGUGAGAGCUGUCAUCAGUGGACGCCACAGCUGUGGGUGAGUGCCCGUCUAUGAAGGGGAUUUGGGUGGGCCACCAACAGCAUAUUCUAGACGGUGUCGAGGGGCUACUGCCGACGGGUUAAGAGCAGGUGCUCCGGGGCCGGACUGCCUAGGUUCAAUGCUGACUUCUGCCGCUGCUCCCUCUGUGUCUGCGUAAGCCACUUGACCGCUUCGUGCCUUGGUUUCCUCACUGAGAAGGGACCUCUGUCAGAGCCGUUGUGAGAACCAAAUGCUAUACAAAGUCUAUAAAGUGCUUUAUAACAGCUGA